AUAUCAUUCUUAUAUGAACCGGUUGUUUAAUUUGUAAAAACCUUCCUGUUAGUGUUGUGGUCAUCAGUUCAGUAGUGAUAUUCACUGCGGCCAGUCUACACGCAUUUAUAUAGGGAAAAACAAUAAUAACUGUCCUGCCAUGUAAUAAGUACAAAACACAUAUCUAUACAAACAUUGAACGUGCUAGUGGGUUAUUACACUUUUUUUUUUCAAUUUGAGUCGUUUGGAUCCGACUGGACAGCCUUGAGGAUUUAAGAUUUUUUUUUAUUUCAUAGUUUUCCUUGUUCACUCAAACAAGUGCGAAGAUGAGGUGGAUUCUGUUGAUAUUUUUAGUGCCAGCAUCGAUAUGCAGUCCAAACGUCGCCAUCUCACCAGAGUUAUUAGUAUCAGUGUUCGGUAACCCCAAUAAUGGGAGUAAUCCGUUAGCGGCGGCACCUGUUCAGGCUAAGCCGAUAUCGCCAGAGGCCAUUGCUUCCGCUGUGGCAGAUUAUUCCGAACUCGUAGAGCCUUCUUAUAUCCCGUCUGUUGCUGAUUACGAUAAAUUUGAUUGGACGCUCACAAAGCGUGUAGCAUUUAGUUCGAAAGAGAACUUCCUACUGUCUCCACUAGGGCUCAAGCUGGCCCUUGCGAUCCUCACAGAAGCGGCGACUGGAACCACGCAAACCGAGCUCUCAUCUGUACUUGGCUUCGACGCGGACAGUAAAGUGGUCAGGAGAAAGUUCGAGAUCAUCUUGGAUUCUUUACGAACAAAAUCGUCACACUAUGUACUGAACUUAGCCAGCAGAAUAUACAUCGGCGCGAAUGUGGUACCGCUGCAGCAUUUUGCAUCCCUUUCCGAGAAAUACUACAAGACUGAGAUUAAAAACUUGGAUUUCACCUAUCCCGUGGGCGCUGCGUAUUACAUCAAUGAAUGGGUCAAUAGCACGACUGGUGGAAAAAUUUCCGAUUUAGUUAACGCAGAUGAUGUAUCGGGGGUGUCCGCUUUAGUAUUAAACACGAUAUUCUUCAAAGGCACCUGGCAACGCCAGUUCAACCCUAACGUCACUAAGCCCGACGUGUUCUACACCACAGCUACUGAAAAGAAAGAAGCUCCCUUCAUGCGUUUACGAGAGAAGUUCUUCUACGCUGAAUCUAGCAAGUUUAAUGCCAAAAUCUUGAGGAUGCCGUAUUUGGGCAACAAAUUCGCCAUGUACGUCAUAAUACCAAACUCUCUGACCGGCCUGCCAGAUAUCUUCAACGAGCUGACAGAACUGCGCAGCGAACUCUACUAUCUUCAGGAGUACCUCGUAGAUGUCACACUGCCGAAGUUCCAGUUUGAAUACACUUCGAUAUUGGACGGAAUCCUUCGCGAGUUGGGUAUUCGGCAAGCGUUUGAGGACACGGCGUCCUUCCCAGGCAUCUCUCGCGGCCAGGGAUUGGAUAACCGGGUGAAGAUUUCCAGGGUUCUGCAGCGAUCCGGCAUAGAGGUCAACGAACUGGGCAGUGUCGCCUAUUCUGCCACAGAGAUCGCCCUCGAGAACAAAUUUGGCGAAGAUUCAAUGCCGAAUGCUGAAGUAAUAGCGAACAGACCCUUCCUCUUCUUCAUACAAGACGAGGCCACUCGACAGCUGCUGUUCACUGGACGAGUGUCCGACCCCGCCAUUAUUGAUGGAGCGUUCAAAUUGCCAUAUUUCAUUAAACCUACUUUUUACAUUGUUUUAGCAAUCGUCGCAUUAUGUAUACAGAGCAUCACAAAUAAUGUGGUUCCUCAAGAGAUAUCGCGUCUCAACUUCUUCGACACAGAUCUCCUUCGAUAUGCGGCGCAAGACAAAAAAGGCAAUAUCAUGGUGUCACCAGCCAGUAUUAAAUCGACUUUGGCGAUGAUUUUGGAAGCAGCCAGUGGUAAUACAGAAGCUGAAAUCAGGAGCGCUUUGAGACUAUCGCCUUAUAAAGAUGAACUGAGGGAACAGCUGAACUUGUAUCUCGCUUCGCUUAAUACAAAUUCACCGGGAGUCAAGUUACAGAACUCGAAUUCAGUAUUCGUCUCCAAAAGACUUAAGCUAAGAAAGGAGUUCGAACAAAUAAUUCGAAACGUCUACUUCGCUGAUGUGUGCCCAGUGGACUUUACCGACAGCUUGACAGCUGCUGAUACUGUCAAUAAGUGGGUCAGCCAACAUACCAAAGGACUUAUACCGAGCAUUGUCGAAUCUACGGACAUCAACCCCAUUUCGGAUGCUUUGAUCUCAAACGCUCUUUACUUCAAAGGUCAUUGGAGGCAUGCUUUUAAUCCUAGGUACACGAGGCCUGGUUGCUUCCAUGUCGACAAUACCUGUCAAAAUGCGGUCAUGAUGGAAUUGCAUGAGGAUAUGAACUACGGUUUUGUGGACAACCUGAGGGCACAUGCUAUUGAAUUACCGUAUGAGGGUGGACGUUACUCAAUGGUUCUGUUAGUUCCACUAGACAGAGGAGACUUAAACACCUUAAUCCGAGACCUACCUUACAUGAGUCUCCCACAAAUAUCCGAACUAAUGGAAUCGACCAAUGUUCGUCUUUUCAUGCCUAAAUUCACGGUUGACUACAGUGACAGUGUGGUUGGACCUUUGCGCAAUAUGGGGAUCAGCACAUUAUUCACGAAGAACGCCACUCUUCCUGGCAUGUUCGAGAGUGGAGCUCCCCAAGUGAAUGACAUUCUCCACAAAGUAUACAUGUCUGUGGAUGAAACAGGGACGGUUGCAGCUGCAGCGACCUCCGCUAUGGUUAUACCUCUGAUAGAAGACGGAGUUCAACUUAAAGUGGACAGACCUUUUCUGUUCUUCAUCAGAGAUAAUGAGUUAGGGGUAAUACUCUUUGAGGGAAAGAUUGAAGAGCCCUUGGUUAUUGUAGAAGAUAAGGUUUUAGCUGAUCCACCAAGAAAGUUCAGCCAACCGAUACACCCUCAAACUCAGCGGUAUUGGUAUAGCUAAUUAUUGUCAAUGUAUAUUUUGUUAGAACAGAUGAACAUUAUCUAUUUAAUAAACUGAAGGAUGAAAACCAUUUUGUAGAUUGUGUUUUUAUAGUUAUUUUUCAAUUUCUUUGUAAAUCUAUUCACUUUUAACGAGUUACCAGAAAUAUAUAGGUAUUUAGAUGAGGUAUUAUUCUGGCUUAUUGUGGACUGCCAUUGACGAUUUUUUUUUCGUUCCGUUUAAGUUCUUUUUUUUUUGUUUUACUUUUUAAAAAGUGCAGAACAAGCUCUUGACUUUUGAAUGGUUUAUUUACUGCCAUUUUUACGUGAAAUAAAGAUUGUGUUUGUUAUACCUA
Maniola jurtina (meadow brown) is the source of this 3276-nucleotide messenger RNA. RefSeq lists its product as uncharacterized. Gene Ontology annotation, molecular function: serine-type endopeptidase inhibitor activity. NCBI's taxonomy places the organism in Eukaryota, Metazoa, Arthropoda, Insecta, Lepidoptera, Nymphalidae. The transcript has 14 exons. The coding region runs from base 306 to 2942 and encodes 878 amino acids. The record is from RefSeq and is a predicted model, not a curated record.